Messenger RNA from Cylindrotheca closterium, 729 nucleotides. NCBI's taxonomy places the organism in Eukaryota, Bacillariophyta, Bacillariophyceae, Bacillariales, Bacillariaceae. The record is from the annotation of a GenBank genome assembly.
AUGAAGAUUCACUUUGCUGCCAUCGUUUCCACCCUUGCUACUGCCACGGCAUUUGUUCACACAUCAGCACCACCAGCAGCUGCUGGAAAGCUACCACCAUCCACCACAUCAAGAUCUUUGUUCCGUGACGGAAAGGAAGGAGAGGUCAACUUUGCCCAAGUUGCCCUCGCUUCGGUCCUUUCAGCCGCUCUCUUUUCCAGUCCCCUUCCCGCCCUAGCUGAUGGGCAAACGGAAAAGUUCAAGCUUCCGCCUAUCGACAAGUCCGACAAAAACCGUUGCUCCCUCAACAGUAGUUCUAUGGGACAAGCAAAUGCAGCACGCGACAAGCUUUACGAUCUUAGAGAAUGUCAGCUAUCUGGUUCUAGUGCCCCAGGAUACGAUCUUUCUGGUGUCAUCAUGACAAAGACUGAUGUCUCCAAGGUGAACUUCAAGGAAGCCUAUUUCAGCAAGGGAUACUUGAUGGAGUCGAACUUUGAAGGAGCCGACUUCACAAACGCAAUUGUGGACAGAGCAACAUUCAAGGGAAGUUCACUUCGCGGAGCCAUUUUCACAAACGCUGUCUUGACAGGAACCAGUUUUGAGGGCGCCGAUGUUGAGGGUGCUGAUUUCACAGAAGCUGCUAUUGGAAGUUUCGACUUGAAGAAUCUAUGCAAGAACCCCACACUCAAGGGAGAGAACCCAACCACUGGAGCCGAUACUCGGCUGUCUGUUGGAUGUGGUCCAAGCUAG